AUGAGAGGCAGCAGGUAUAGUUCACCCAGAGUACCUCCAACCGAGGAUGAUCGAGAUGAGAUGCGGAGCCGGUCACCGUCAUGGACUGAGAGGGGCGACCUCCAGGACUUUGCCGGCCAGAGCGGAUCCGUCACUCGGAGCAGCAGUACCUCAGGCAUCAGUAGGCAGUCGAGGAUGUCUCGUCUUGGAACGAGGAUACUACCAAAUUCCGUCUUGAGAAACCUGCUCAAUAGUGGGGAGGAGACGCCGGCGGAAGGGAGAGCCCAUCGAGACGGACUACUAUCGAGGAGCUCACCACGAUCUGACUCACCGCAGCCAUCGCCAUAUUUCCCGUCGUUUAGGAGUCUUAGUACCAGGGGUAUAACACGGAGGAGAUCGAUUCGCGGACCCUAUCCCCUCCCGAGAGGAGAGUCCGCUCUGUUACCAGACUCUCCACCGAAUCCGACUUUCUUAGAGAACCCUUCGAAUACCCGAAAUACGGAUCCUUCACGCCUCUCCUGGCGAUAUCGUGCAAGACUGAGCAAUGUCCGCCACUCGAUAUCCUCACCAAUAUCACACAUCUUCAACCAGCAUUCUCCAUCCUCUCAGUCAACUCAGACUACCACACCACCUCCGCCAAGGCGACCCUCGCGUGCUGGGCUUUCAGACGAUUCCGAUCACCUUCUCCAUCCUCACGGCAGUAUUGAUCCUGGUAUGGAUAUCGACGAGCCUCACGAACCGGAUGGCAUCGAUCCCACCUCUAGACCUAGAUCUCACCCGAUUCCAGUGCCUAACCGUCAAAAUAAUUCUACGUCUGCUAGCCGUGGGCAUUCUUCAACUAUCCGCUCCCGCGCAACAAGGUUAUUAAGACGUGAGGAACAGACACCACUGUCUCGUGUGCUACAGCUCGCUGCAACUGCCAUCGCUGCACAACUUUCUGGGAAUACAAGCCCAGCUGUACCGAGCAUCCAGUCCGUUGGCGCAGACGGUCUAGAUGGACCCCUAGAGUCAUUAAUGAACGGCUUACAGCAAGUUUCAACAAACCAGGAGGCUAUAGAUAACGGUGACGCUUCUCGAGAAGACCCUAAUGUCCCCCAUGUGAACUUUUUAAGAGUCUUCCGGUUUGUGAACCAGGACGGCCCUCCGACACAGACGCCGUCGGGUGAGGAAGGUGAGAACGGCGGCGAUCAAAUGGAUAUCGAUGGACAAGGCUCAACCGAUGGUCGUCAAGAACGACGUCUGCUUACUCUGGUUGUUGUCGGUGUAAGAGCCAUCCCACCGAACAACGGAGCAGGCGGUGAUGCCACCGCCAACAAUCGACUUAACGUUGAGUCCCUUCUUCGACUGCCACUUCUAGCCCCAGGAAAUUUUCUUCGUAAUGACCGGGGAAGCGGUAAUUUCCUCCGUCGCUCAGAUGGCCGUUCGAGAUUCUCUCCACGACGAUAUUCAGUUGGAGGAAGCACCUUCCCAGCAAACUACGACAGCCAGCGUCAUGUCAGGUCCCAAACUUCUUCACGCCGACAAUCUGAUGUCGGAUCUUCUGGUGAUUUGGCUAGCUCACUCCCUACCAUUAUCUCUGAUAGCCCUCAGGGUCCAAACCCGCCUCCAUCGACACCCGCAGAGGCAGGCCUAUCAAGGGUAUCCUCUGCAGUAAAUACCCCAAGCAGGCGGCCCUCAUCCGCGUCGGCCAUCCUCCCCCAGCUCGAUGAGGAUGCCACUGGAGAGCCAGGAGAUGUGUUAUCAGAGCAUCCUAUGGGCUUCAACCCCGCAAGACAGCGCCGUAGGAGCGAUUCGGAAGCUGCUCGUCACCGUGGCCUCGGCUCUGGCGCCGCACGACGCAAUGGAGUAGUAGAGCCAGAUGACCCAUCUCCAUCCGGAGGGCGCAGCUGGCUCAUCUACGUUGUUGGAACCAACUUAGCCGAGAAUCACCCAGCAUUCGCAGCACCCAGUCUAUUUACAGAUAACCCGACCUAUGAAGACAUGGUGCUACUCUCAUCGUUACUAGGCCCAGCAAAACCUCCCGUUGCAACACAAGAUGACAUUUCUUCCGCGGGCGGCCUAUAUCGUCUUGUCGAAUACUCCGGAGCUCUGGUUGCAGAAAGCCUGGAAGGCGGAGACCAUGAUAAUGUUCCCAUCGCAGAAAGUGAACGAUGUCUCAUCUGUCUGUGCGACUAUGAAGCAGCAGAUGAAGUCAGGAUCUUGAAUAAAUGCAAACAUGUCUAUCAUCGGGAAUGUAUUGAUGAGUGGCUAACAACUGGACGCAACUCCUGUCCUUUGUGUAGAGGCGAGGGUGUCUCCAACUCCGAUAAUGUUGCAAGUAGCGAAGCAAUCGCUCCUUAA
Molecule: messenger RNA, 2319 nt
Organism: Arthroderma uncinatum
Lineage: Eukaryota; Fungi; Ascomycota; Eurotiomycetes; Onygenales; Arthrodermataceae
Product: RING finger protein
Exons: 3
Coding region: 1-2319 (772 amino acids)
Biological process (GO): protein ubiquitination
Molecular function (GO): ubiquitin protein ligase activity; zinc ion binding
Source: RefSeq, a predicted model, not a curated record